Molecule: messenger RNA, 222 nt
Organism: Salvelinus namaycush (lake trout)
Lineage: Eukaryota; Metazoa; Chordata; Actinopteri; Salmoniformes; Salmonidae
Product: cAMP-dependent protein kinase inhibitor beta-like
Exons: 2
Coding region: 1-222 (73 amino acids)
Biological process (GO): negative regulation of cAMP-dependent protein kinase activity
Cellular component (GO): nucleus; cytoplasm
Molecular function (GO): cAMP-dependent protein kinase inhibitor activity
Source: RefSeq, a predicted model, not a curated record
AUGACUGAUGUGGAGCCUGUUGUCACUGAUUUUGCAGCCACUGGGAGGACUGGCAGGAGGAACGCUGUACCUGAUAUCGCUGGGGCAGGGCCUGCUGACCUGUCAGACAAACUAGCAGAGCUUUCUGUUGUAGAUGAUGGAGGAGAAGGCGGAGAGUGCACGUCCUCUGGAAGCCCACCGAAUUGCCCUAUAGAGGGUGAGGAGAAGGCGGAGGGGACGUAA